Molecule: messenger RNA, 1134 nt
Organism: Pecten maximus
Lineage: Eukaryota; Metazoa; Mollusca; Bivalvia; Pectinida; Pectinidae
Exons: 1
Coding region: 1-1095 (364 amino acids)
Molecular function (GO): zinc ion binding; nucleic acid binding
Source: RefSeq, a predicted model, not a curated record
AUGGCGGAUGCUGGGAAGCAAGCUGAACAUUUGAUGGAGGCUUUAGCAGCUAUGAACCUUAAACCAGAUCUAGAAUCUAAGGAUACUGCAGCUCAGUGGUUAACUGAUCUUUUAGCGGGAGGAGCUAAAGCCAAGGUUGUGAAGCGUGAACCGAUCCUCGAUCUUUCCCAGGUGUUACAAGAUCAUCGAGAUGAUACAGUACCAUCCAGCACACAUAAUACUUCAUAUUAUGUGCCGAAGAUUUCCAUAUUUUCAGGAUCUCCACAAGUCCCUCAUGGAGAGGUACCGUUUGAGCAAUGGAUCUAUGAGGUUGAGAUGUUACAACGAGAUGGAAUUUACAAGGAUCAGGCUAUUUUCCAAGCCGUGAGAAGAUCUUUAAGAGGUGAAGCAGCAAAUACAGCUAGAGGAAUGGGAUCUUCAGUUGCAUUACAACAGGUGUUGGAUAACAUGACUGGAAACUAUGGAAACAUUGCUGCUGCAGAGGAUUUGCUUGCCAAAUUUUAUUCUGCUAAACAAGAAGAUUCAGAGAGUGUGACAUCUUGGGCCAGUAGACUUGAAGAUAUUUUGGAUAGAGCUAAAACCCGAUGUGAGCUUACCCAAUCUCAGGUCACAGAGAUGUUACGGACUAAGUUUUGGCGUGGACUUAAGAAGUCGCUGCGUGAUGUUACUGGUCACAAGUUUGAUACUAUUCAGGACUAUGACAAACUUCGCAUUGCUGUUAGGCAGAUAGAGCAGGCCGACGCCUCACCAGAGAAGCCUAAACCUGUUAAGGUUGCCAUACCACACAACGAGGACAUUAAAGAAAUGAAGGCUUUGGUAAAGGACCUUACGACUGAGAUGUCUAAGCUGAAACAGGAUUUAGUAUCCUUACAGAAGAAUAGGGAGUCAGGCCAUGGUUGUCCACCUGCACGUGGAUCUUAUAAGGUACCUCAGGACUAUAGGAGGCAGGACAAACCUUAUAGAGGAGAUAGUGAUAGACCAGUAUGCUGGAGAUGUGGACAGCCAGGACACAUCAAACGAGAUUGUCGAGUGAAUUUAGAUCACAGCAGAAAGUCUUUAAACGCUCGGACGCCUACAGGCCUGGGGCACCAGUAGGCAGGAUUGGACAACAGAGCCCUAUCAUGCAAGAUGAUC